Molecule: messenger RNA, 2396 nt
Organism: Archocentrus centrarchus (flier cichlid)
Lineage: Eukaryota; Metazoa; Chordata; Actinopteri; Cichliformes; Cichlidae
Gene: atp1b3a
Product: ATPase Na+/K+ transporting subunit beta 3a
Exons: 7
Coding region: 193-1029 (278 amino acids)
Biological process (GO): intracellular potassium ion homeostasis; sodium ion export across plasma membrane; intracellular sodium ion homeostasis
Cellular component (GO): sodium:potassium-exchanging ATPase complex
Molecular function (GO): ATPase activator activity
Source: RefSeq, a predicted model, not a curated record
UCUCUCCCUUUCUGCUCUCCCUCUCUUUCUACACCGCCCACUCCUUCCCCAAUCAUUGAUCCGACCACUCACUGCCGCCUCGCCGGCUUCUUUUGCCUCAUUACAUCGCCCGCUGCGCUUUCUGCAUUUUUUUUUAGGGAGGAGAAACAGCACAUUUAGGGACCAAAAAAUAAAAAAAAAAAAAACAUCACCAUGGCGAGCACCGAGGAUAAAGCGGCCAACAAGGAGAACGUGUCCAGCUGGAAGGACUCCAUCUACAACCCGAGAACCGGGGAGUUGCUGGGUCGUACUGCCAGCAGCUGGGCACUCAUCCUGUUGUUCUACUUGGUCUUCUACUGCUUCUUGGCCGGCAUGUUUGCUCUGACCAUGUGGGUGUUGCUGCUCACUCUGGAUGACUAUGUACCGAGGUACAGGGACCGCGUCCCAGAGCCAGGGUUGGUGAUUCGUCCAAAUUCACUGGACAUCGUUUUCAACAAAUCUGACCCACACAAGUAUGCACAAUAUGUCCAACAUCUGGAAUCCUUCCUGCAAAGAUACAACGAUUCAAUGCAGGAGAGUAACGAGGAGUGCGUUUCAGGAGAGUAUUACAAGCAGGACAAUGGUGACAUGACGAAGAAAGCUUGUCCCUUCAAGAGGACAUCCCUGAGUUUGUGCUCUGGCCUUUCCGACACCAACUUUGGAUAUCAAGAAGGAAAGCCCUGUGUGCUGCUGAAAAUGAACAGGAUUAUUGGCCUGAUGCCAAUUGGGGAUCCCUAUAUCAACUGCACAGUCAAAAAAGACCACCCAGUUCAAAUGCAGUAUUUCCCAGUUGAGGGGCGCAUUGAUAAGAUGUAUUUUCCCUACUACGGCAAGAAAGCCCAUGAGAACUACAUGCAGCCCCUGGUAGCUGUGAAGCUGCUGCUCACCAAGGAGGACUACAACAAGGAGUUGGCUGUGGAGUGCAGGGUAGAGGGCACCAACCUGCGCAACAAUGACGAGCGGGAUAAAUUCCUGGGCCGUGUCACCUUCAGGGUUAAGGUGGUGGAGUAAAGGCAGAUACAGCCUGUGAAAGGAAAUCUAAUUGAGGCUGCCCACUAAGGAUUUAUGUUUCUUUUUUUUUUUUUUUAAAGAAAAGGAAGGAAGCGUCAAAACGUCACAAAGGCGGCAUUUUGGGAUGUGGCACAACACAGCCAGUUACACACUGACACCACAUGCUGCUUUCAUGACAUUUCUGACCUUUCUUUUCUUAAUGAUUCCUCACUGACCUCCUCAAAGAGUCUCAUAUCAAACCACAGGCACCGCUCCUGAGCCCAUCCAUCCACCCCACCCCCCAUUCACCCAUUGCACUGUUCAUUCUCCGCUCAGUUAUUUUUUUUAUUUGUAUUGACGUGAUUAGAUAAAUUAUAGCCAUUGCAACCAAGCCAUUUGGAGCUGUUGUGUAAUCGUUGACAAAACCCUUUUUUAUUAUUCGCUUUAGAUCUUCCUGCUGUUGGGAAGAAAGUGUUGUUUUCAUCUCUUAAACUGUAUGAAGACAGUAUUAUCAUCAGUGUGGAGAGGAUUUUUAUCUUGCUGUAUAGUAUAACUGAGAAAGUAGAACAUCUCCAGGGUAUUACUCAUUACACAUCACAAAGACUUCAUGGAAACAUACCUUGAUAAUCAAGUAUAGCCACUGUAUCCCUGUAUAUGAAAUGCCAAUUACAAAGUCCCUUUCUACUAUAAAUACAUUGUGAUCCUUAACAUAUUUAGGGAAUUAUAGAUAGAUCUUUGUGUUGUGGUCUCCGUAGCCACAACCCGGUCUUGUGCUGUGUGUCUGUCUGUCUGCAUGUCUGUCUGUCUGUCUGCCCGUCUUCCUGUUUACUCACCUCUCCACUGCAAUAGCCAACAUGUGGGUGAGCCCUCCAGGACUUGAGACCACCUCGCAGGGGUGCUGUGUGUCGAUCGCGGUUUGAGGCGACACACACGCACGCUCACGAGAAGGUACGGUGUAAAAAAAAAAAAAAAUUGCUUUUAAGGCGGAGAGGCGCUGGAAGAAGCGUUUCAAAAAUAAAAAGUUCACUGUAACUAUGUACUGUAUAUCUAUACGUGAUCUGUAUAUCUAUCUGGGUCUCAAAGAUUGUUAGUUUUUCUCUCUUCUUCAGCCUGUUGAUCUGAUUGUCUGCCAAUCUAUUACUCUUCAGUGUAUAUAUAUAUAAACUAUCUACCAUAUUUACUUAAUUCACACUGUAUUUUUGUCACAAAACACAAUGUCUGUGCACUGUAAAGAAAUAAUUUAAGCAAAGAUUUACAGGAAAAUAUCUUAUUCAAAGCUAUGUUUACACAGUCUUAAAAGGAACCCGCGUUUGAACGAACAACUUGUAACAUCUCUUCAGGGUGCCUUAAGACCUGAUGAAAUAAAUUGUGGGAUAAGUGAUUUUGAA